GGAUUUGUUCUUUAAGAAGAAAAUGUGCAUAUACGUUAUUGAAUGUUUUUAGAAUGUGUUGUUUCUGUUUCAGAAUUCUAUCUCCUUUGAGGAUGUAGCUGUGUUUUUCUCUGUGGAGGAGUGGGCACUGCUGGAUUUUGAGCAAAAAACUCUGUAUCGAGAGGUCAUGCUGGAAAACGCAAGCAAUGCAGUCUCCUUAGCAGGUGAUCGAUGGGAGAUGGAGGAUUCUGGCAGUGAGACAGCAGCACCUUUGCCAGAAGGACAAAGACCUUUUGAGACAGCCAGAAAGGAAGUUGUGGAAAGGUUGUUUCGAAAGCCAAGUCCUGAGGAAAACCAGUUAAAAGAGGGUUUGGGGAAAUGCUCUACUUUUGCAUGUGUACAUAUCAAUGUCUUCUUGGGCAAAGACGAUCACCAAGAAAAAGAAGUGUGUCCAGGGUGCGGAAAAAUACUCAGAGCUCAAUCGGGAUUAUGUGACUGUUGCAGAAGCCACACUGUAGGGAAACAAAAUGAAAGUGGGAAAUGCUCCAGAAGGACCUUUCCUCUUACUUUACAUCAGAGAAUACAAGAAGGAGGAAAACCAUAUAAAUGCAUGGAAUGUGCAGAAAGCUUUAGUACAAGCCGUACCCUUAUGUCUCAUAAAAAGAUUCACAAAGCAUUGGAGCUGUACAAAUGUCUGGAAUGUGGAAAGAACUUCAGUCAGAAAAAUCACUUUAAUUCACAUAAGAUGGUCCACAAAAGGAAGAAGCAAUAUCAAUGCAUCAAGUAUGGAAAGAGUUUCAGAAGCAGUGGCUCCCUUAUUUCCCAUCAAAGCAUCCACAGAGAGGAAAAGCUAUAUCAAUGCAGGGAGGGUAGAAAGAGGCUUACUCAGAGUAAUGUACUGAAUUUCCAGAAAAAAAGCCUCAUUGGGAAUAAAUCAUGUAAAUGCCUGGAGUGUGGAAAGAGCUUCCGUUUUGCAAGUGAGCUAACUUAUCAUAAUAGGACCCAUACAGGGGAGAAGCCAUAUCAGUGCAUGGUGUGUGAAAAGAGCUUCAGUCAAAAAGGUAAUUUCAAUUUACAUAAGAGGAUCCACACAGGAGAGAAGCCAUAUAAAUGCACCGAGUGUGGAAAAUGCUUCAGAACCCCUGGUUCCCUUACUUGCCAUAUGAGGAUUCACACAGGGGAGAAACCAUAUGAAUGCCUGGAGUGUGGAAAGAGCUUUAGUAGGAACAGUACCCUUACUUUCCAUAAUAGGAUACAUAAAGGAGAGAAGCCGUAUAAAUGCCUGCAGUGUGGAAAGAACUUCAGGCAAAAAGUUCAUCUCAAUUCACAUGAGAGGAUCCACACAGGAGAAAAACCAUAUAAAUGCAUGGAAUGUGGAAAGAGUUUCCAUUUCUUAACAAAUCUUACUUCGCAUAACAGGAUCCACACAGGGGAGAAGCCAUAUAAAUGCAUGCAGUGUGGAAGGUGCUUUGCCAAUUCUUGUUCCCUUCAUUCCCAUGAAAGAACCCACACAGGAGUGAAACCAUAUAAAUGCAUGGAGUGUGGAAAGAGCUUCUCUAAAGUAAGUCACCUAACUUCUCAUAAUAGGAUCCACUCAGGAGAAAAACCAUAUAAAUGUACUGAAUGUGGGAAGUGCUUCAGAGAUUCAAAUUACCUUGCUACCCAUAAAAGGAUACACACAGGGAAAAAGCCCUAUAAAUGCACUGAAUGUGGAAAAUGUUUCACUAAGUCUGGUUCCCUCACUUGCCAUAAAAGGGUCCACACUGGGGAGAAACCAUAUGAAUGCAAGGAAUGUGGAAGGAACUUCAGUCAAAAAAAUCAUUAUAUUGUACAUAACAGAAUCCACACUGGGGAGAAGCCAUAUAAAUGCAUGGAGUGUGGGAAAUGCUUCAGUGAUUCUCGGGAGUUUGCUUUACAUAAAAGAAUUCACACAGGUGAGAAACCAUUUAAGUGCAUGGAGUGCGGAAAGAGUUUCAGAAAAAGCAGUUACCUUAGUUACCACCAGAGGAUCCACACAGGGGAGAAACCGUAUAAAUGCAUCGAAUGUGGAAAAAGCUUUAGUCAAAACCAUUCACUUAAUAGCCAUAGAAGGAUUCAUUCAGGGGAGAAACCAUAUAAAUGCCUGGAGUGCGGAAAAUGCUGUAUUGAUAGUGGUUCUCUUAAUUCCCAUAUGAGGAUCCACACAGGGGAGAAGCCAUAUAAAUGCAUUGAGUGUGGAAAGAGUUUCCGGAUUAGCAGUAGUCUUUCUUGUCAUAAAAGAAUCCAUACAGGGGAGAAACCAUAUCAAUGUGUGAAGUGUGGAAAGAGCUUCAGAACCAGCAGUGACCUUACUCGCCAUAAGAAGACCCACAGAGGGGAAAAAACAUAAUUGUGUGUGGAUUUAUUCUCAGUUUGCUUCAUGCCCACAGAAAGUUUCACGGGACAAUCCAUAUAAAUGCAUGGAGUGUGGGAAAGGCUUCAGAAGUAGCAGAAGCUUUUCUACCCAUAAAGAGAUACACAAAUGUUAGAGCCAUACAAAUGAACUGAGUGGAAUAACUUCAGAGACCACAGUCCUGAGCUGUUGAUUUCCAUGGAAAAAUGUGAUGGUCAUUAAUGGAAGUUUAGAAUGAACAGGUAUGGCUGGUGAAGGAAGA
Messenger RNA from Python bivittatus (Burmese python), 2612 nucleotides. Lineage: Eukaryota; Metazoa; Chordata; Lepidosauria; Squamata; Pythonidae. The record is from RefSeq and is a predicted model, not a curated record.